AUGGCUGAGGGAGAGCCACGGCCCGAGGCUUUGACAUUGGAGCCGCAUGCCGCCAGUGGCAGCGGCCCAAGCCCGGUCCGGACGCCGCCGCCGCCGCCCAUUCCUUCCACCGACCCCAGACUACAAGCCGCGACGGCGCCGGACGUGCAGGUGCCGUCACCAACCCUAGCGGCGCGAGUCGAUGACAUCUUCAAAGUGUCUCCGCAGGCGGCCCUGAGCCUCUUCAGCACAGGCGUCGAGGCCUUGGUCAACAUGACCGGAGAUGUCCCGCCCACGCCGCCGCCGAGAAGUCCAACACUACCACAUAUGAGAGGGAUGGAGGCCGAGAAACAGAGUAUUGUGCGGUCCAACUCGGAAAAGAGCCUGGCUAGACUGGCUCAACGGGCCAGUGCCGCAACCUCCCCAUUACCUGGGCGCUCCCCUCGCCAGAAUGUGAACUCGGCUUCGCAGCCGGCUCCCGGUCAACCUGCAGUACCAACAGCAGGAACACAGGCGCAAUCCAUUGACGGAGUGCACUUGCGAGUGCCAAAUCCGGCGCUACAAGCGGCCCCUUCUAUUUCGGUGGGCUCGCCGCAACCGCUUUCACCAUACAUCAUCGUGGGUGAGAAUUCGCAGCCACUCAACCUGCAGCACAGCGCCAUCACCCGCAAGUUUUACUGCCGCGUCCCGCCGCCCAUCUCCGUAACCGACUACUUGCUUCGCAUACACCGCUACUGCCCCAUGUCGACCGCCGUCUACCUGGCCGCCUCGCUCUACAUCCACCGGCUGGCUGUUCUGGAGAGAGCCAUCGUCGUGACCAGGCGGAAUGUCCACCGGCUGCUGCUCGCCGGGUUGAGGGUGGCCAUGAAGGCUUUAGAGGACCUCAGUUACCCUCACGCUAGGUUUGCGAGGGUCGGCGGCAUAAGCGAAAAGGAACUGGCGAGGCUUGAGAUUAGUUUCUGCUUCUUGACUGGCUUCGAGCUUGCUGUGGAUGUGCCUAAAUUGAGCCAGCACUGGGACCUGCUGCGCAGGGGAGCCGAAUGCUGGAAUUUUCUAGACCAAGGGACGCAUCAGGGGACUUUUGUACAGUUGAGGGAACCAACAAGCGGGAAUAGUGGCGUUAGGGCGCAGGCUUGA
Messenger RNA from Parathielavia appendiculata, 1116 nucleotides. Its product is annotated as cyclin-domain-containing protein. Gene Ontology annotation, molecular function: protein kinase binding; cyclin-dependent protein serine/threonine kinase regulator activity. The transcript has a single exon. Gene Ontology annotation, biological process: regulation of cyclin-dependent protein serine/threonine kinase activity. The record is from RefSeq and is a predicted model, not a curated record. Gene Ontology annotation, cellular component: nucleus; cyclin-dependent protein kinase holoenzyme complex. Lineage: Eukaryota; Fungi; Ascomycota; Sordariomycetes; Sordariales; Chaetomiaceae. Bases 1 to 1116 code for a protein of 371 amino acids.